AUGUCCAGAGCCCUCAAUGUCAUGCAAAUGGAGGAGGAGGAUGUCCUCAAAAUCCUUGCAGCAGGAACCCACUGAGCUGGCACCAACCUUGACUUCCAAAUGGAACAGUACAUCUACAAAAGGAAAAUUGAUGGCCUCUACAUCAUAAAUCUGAAGAGAACCUGGGAGAAGCUUCUGCUGGCAGCUGAUGCCAUUGUUGCCAUGGAAAACCUCGCUCAUGUCAGUGUCAUAUCACCCAGGAAUACCGGUCAGCAAGUUGUUCUGAAGUUUGCUAAUGCUACCAGAGCCACUUGGACUGCUGGCCAUUUCACCUCUGGAACCUUCACUAACCAAAUCCAGGCAGCCUUCUGGGAGCUGAGACUUUUGGUGGUUAUUGAUCCCAGGUGGUUACUUGACCACCAGCCUCUCACAGAGACAUCUUAUGUUAAUCUGCCUACCAUUGUUCUGUGUAACACAGACUGUCCUUUGCGCUAUGUGGACAUUGCCAUCCCUUGCAACAACAAGGGAGCUCACUCAGUGGGUCUGAUGUGGUGGAUGCAGACCCAGGAAGUUCUGCACAAGUGUGGCACCAUUUCCUGUGAACACCCAUGGGAGGUAAUGCCUGAUCUCUACUUCUACAGAGAUUCUGAAGAUAUUGAAAGGAAAGAGCGGGCUGCUGCUGAAAAGGCUGUGACCAAGGAAGAAUUUCAGGGUGAAUGGACUGUUGUAGCUCCUGAGUUCAUCGCUACUCAACCUGAAGUUGCAGACUGGUGUGAAGGCAUGCAGGUGUCCUCUGUGCCUGUUAGCAGUUCCUACCGAAGACGAGAGCACUCAGCCUGCCACUGAAGACUGGUCUGCAGC
This is a messenger RNA of Neofelis nebulosa (Clouded leopard), 840 nucleotides long. RefSeq names its product small ribosomal subunit protein uS2B-like. The record is from RefSeq and is a predicted model, not a curated record. NCBI's taxonomy places the organism in Eukaryota, Metazoa, Chordata, Mammalia, Carnivora, Felidae. The transcript has 2 exons. Gene Ontology annotation, cellular component: 90S preribosome; ribosome; cytosolic small ribosomal subunit. Gene Ontology annotation, molecular function: structural constituent of ribosome. Gene Ontology annotation, biological process: cytoplasmic translation; ribosomal small subunit assembly.